Molecule: messenger RNA, 420 nt
Organism: Aplosporella prunicola CBS 121167
Lineage: Eukaryota; Fungi; Ascomycota; Dothideomycetes; Botryosphaeriales; Aplosporellaceae
Exons: 1
Coding region: 1-420 (139 amino acids)
Source: RefSeq, a predicted model, not a curated record
AUGCAUUUCCUAAACCGCACUCAACGCCUCGCCCUCCUCACCAUCCUGUUCUGGUACUCCCGGCGCCGACGUCUCCGCCAACUCGAGGAACGAGAACGAGAACUAGAUGAGGAACGGCAAGAGGACAAGCGGGAACGAGAACGCGAAGCACGCCGUCUCGCCCGCAGACAGGUCCGUAAGGCGCGGAGGCGUGAGCUGCGCAGUACUGCGGAGGAGUCGAAUGCAAACACUACUACCGUCACCGCCACUACCGCUGCUGCCGCUGAUUUCAGUGGCGAGCGGGUGCGCAGGAGACUGCUGUUUACGCCGAGCGUUACCACUGCUACCACGGAAUCGGGCAAAGAGGCUAAGGAAUUGGCUACUGUGCCUGCUUCUCCCACCGCGGAGCCCGUGUCUGCGCGAGAGGAUAGAGAGAUGUGA